CUGCUGAAUUAACAUUCAAUAUUAUUACUCUCGUUGCUAAGCCUGAUGAAAAGACCGAUGCCUCGCCUGUGCUUCAAACGGCAUGGGCUAAGGCCUGUGACUCAACUGAACCAGCCACUAUUUAUGUUCCCGAGGGUAUAUUCUUCGUUCGAAGUGUGAGAUUUAAUGGGCCUUGUAAGAACAAUGCUAUUACUGUUCUCAUUGAUGGAACUCUUGUGGCUUCCUCGGACAUUCAAGUUUUAGCUAAUUCUAGUUCUUGGAUUUCGUUUAAUCACAUAAGUGGGCUUUCCAUUACUGGCGGUAUUAUUAACGGGCAAGGAACUCCCUUUGGAAAUGAUUCUGGAGUUAAAGUUAGCGAAGUAACAUACGAAGACAUCAAGGGAACUUCAGCCACUGAAAUAGCAAUCAAGUUUGAUUGUAGUCCAACAAAUCAUUGCACUGGAUUAAACUUGAUAGACAUAAACCUAACUUACGAGAAUCACAUCGCUAAAGCUUCAUGUAAAAAUGCUGAAGGAACUACCUCUGGUGUGGUUGAACCUUCUAGUUGUUUAGCACCCGCAAACUUUUAUCCAUAUAAUAUAGACCCUUUAGGUUAUUCUUAA
Cucurbita moschata (crookneck pumpkin) is the source of this 602-nucleotide messenger RNA. RefSeq names its product polygalacturonase-like. The annotation marks the transcript as partial. Gene Ontology annotation, molecular function: polygalacturonase activity. NCBI's taxonomy places the organism in Eukaryota, Viridiplantae, Streptophyta, Magnoliopsida, Cucurbitales, Cucurbitaceae. Gene Ontology annotation, biological process: carbohydrate metabolic process. The record is from RefSeq and is a predicted model, not a curated record. The transcript has 2 exons.